AUGGCCCGAUCCAUGGUUCUCGCAAUGUCCGACAUUCCGACAGUGUCGGCUCUCUACCGGUCAGGAUUCCUGGCAAAAGUGGACUCGGAGCGAAUGCCGGUGCAAUCUCUGAACGAUACUGUCUCACUGGUGUGCUCAGACAUCACUAAACUCAAAGUGGAUUGCAUUGUCAAUGCUGCCAAUCGCUCUCUGUUGGGUGGUGGUGGUGUUGAUGGUGCCAUCCAUCGUGCUGCCGGGAAUGAGCUCGUCAAAGAAUGUGCUACUUUGAACGGCUGUGCAACCGGUGAUGCAAAGAUCACUUCUGCAUACAACUUGCCCUGUGAAAAAGUCAUCCACACCGUCGGUCCGAUCUACAAUGCUGAGCGACGCAAGGAUCGUGAGCGUUCCGAACAAUUGCUUCGCUCAUGCUAUCGCCGUAGCCUCGAAGUGGCCGUGGAGAAUAAUAUGAAGUCAAUCGCUUUCUCUGCCAUCAGCACCGGCGUGUAUGGUUAUCCAGGCAAGAAAGCCGCAGCCGCAGCCAGUGAUGAGGUGCGAAAUUUCCUGGAGCGGCCGGAGAACAGCCACAAGCUGGAGCGUGUCAUCUUCUGCAACUUCCAAGAGAAAGAUCAGAUGACAUAUGAGCGAAUCAUCCCGUCAAUUUUCCCGCCCACCGAGACGGAUGUCUCUCUCAGCUCCGACUCCGAAGACUCUGAUACAGUCGAAGCGGCUGAACCAGACGUCAUGGAGCAGGGCAUUUGA
Messenger RNA from Penicillium oxalicum, 738 nucleotides. RefSeq names its product macro domain-containing protein. The transcript is spliced from 2 exons. The record is from RefSeq and is a predicted model, not a curated record. NCBI's taxonomy places the organism in Eukaryota, Fungi, Ascomycota, Eurotiomycetes, Eurotiales, Aspergillaceae. Bases 1 to 738 code for a protein of 245 amino acids.